AUGGGCUGGCUUGCGACACUCACGGGCUACAUGGCGCCAAUGUUCAUCAUCCUCUCGCCCAUCCUCUCCUACGGCGACCAGGCCGUCUCGAUGCACCGCAACAAGACCAGCGCGGGCUUCUCUCUCGACAUCCCCCUGAUCAUGCUGGUCGCAUCUCUGUUCAGGAUCUUCUACUGGCCCGGCGCAAGAUUCGACGAGAGCCUGCUGAUACAGUCCCUGAUCAUGGUGGGCGUGCAGGUGGCGCUUCUCAAGAUUGCGCUCGAUCACCGACCGGCCCCUUCGAACAAGGGCGGAGAGUCCGGGCUACCAUUCGCUGCUGCCGAGGGGCUCUUUUCGCAGAGGCCAUACUGGCAAUUCAUUGUCUACCUCUUCGCGGGCCUGUUGGUUUGCGAAGUUGUCAUGUCGAGCAUUCCUCCCGUCUAUGCCACGUACUCGGUCCUCGUCGGCUACAUUGGUCUCUCCGUCGAAGCCACGCUCCCAAUCCCGCAGAUCCUCGCCAAUGCGCAGUCCAAGUCUUGCAAAGGCUUCCGUCUGUCCGUGCUCGCUAGCUGGAUCGGAGGCGACGCCAUGAAGAUCUUUUGGUUUUUCACCGCCACGUCCGAGAUCCCUCUGGCCUUUAAGAUCUGCGGCAUCUUCCAGGCUUGCUGCGACUGCUUCCUCGGCGUCCAGUACUUGAUAUACGGAGAGGGCGAGAGUACCGUCAAGGGUCACCCUCUGCAGGAUUUCUCGGCUCAGGAUGUUGGAGCGCAGCAGCAGGGUAGGACGACGCCCACGCGGCGGUCGGCGCCAUUCAGCGACUACGAGAGGAAUUAG
Molecule: messenger RNA, 813 nt
Organism: Trichoderma gamsii
Lineage: Eukaryota; Fungi; Ascomycota; Sordariomycetes; Hypocreales; Hypocreaceae
Product: PQ loop repeat protein
Exons: 3
Coding region: 1-813 (270 amino acids)
Biological process (GO): retrograde transport, endosome to Golgi; phospholipid translocation
Cellular component (GO): trans-Golgi network; endosome
Source: RefSeq, a predicted model, not a curated record